GCGGUAUUAUCGCUUCCGGUUGAUAGGGCCAGUCGCCUUGGCCUCUGUCCGCUUUGCCAGGGGACGAGGGUAACCUAGGUGCUUCCCGCGGGAAGACCCGCCACCUCCAUUGACCAUUACCUUGCUGCCUAAAUUCCGAGGCAAAGAGGAAAGAGGAAAAGCCAGUUAUUUUGAGAAGCAGCUGAUUGCCUUAAAGGAUGGACCGGAAUUCUGCUUGGACUCAGUACAAUAUUAGCACAGAAUGAUUUUCACUAAGAUGUAAUCUAGACUGUAAUGAAUGAUUUUUCAGCAACAGUUCAAGCAUAAUCAAAACGUUUGCAACUCUCAAUUAAUAGCUGUGAAAAACAGUGCUUAUUGUUCAUUAAAAUGCAAGAGCACCCACAACUACUUCGAAGACCUUUACCUCCAAAAUUCCCUAAGCUGCCUUUAAGUAAGAAGAAAGUCCAUACAGCCAAGACUGGUAAAACUGAGCCAAAACAUGUAACGUUCAUUCAAGAUGAAACCACUUCAACUGAAAGAAAGAAAACUAGUUUUCCUGAUGUUUCAAGAAGUCAACCACAAACCCUUGUCAAUAUCCAAAAUCUCUUUCUUGAUCAUUAUAUACAAGAAAGAGUGACUACUAUUUCAAUACCCAGAAAAACUUCUAAGAAUGUGUAUUGGCACAUUCCAGAGACUGCUACUGGUUCCUUAUUUUUUCCAACCUGUCAUUCGGCCUCAAGUCGUGUUUUUGGGAAAGAAAUAAGACAAAUGAAAAGGUCAAGAAAAUCAAAAGAAAAAGCAUCAAAAAUAAAAAAUAUUUAUUUUGGUGACGUGUUCAAAGACAUUGUGAUUUUCUCCUCAGAGUUCUCCAGACUUCCAAGUACUACUUCCCCAGCUAUUUCUCCCAAACCCAAGGAAGUUCUAUCUGCAUCUACCUACACUUUUAGGCAACCUCUGAUAGGUGCAAGAGCAACUGUGCCAAGCCCUAUAGCAAGACCUAGUUGUGUUAAAGGAAGAAGAUGGUGGGCUAAACAUUUAAAACAAGAUACUGCUGUGGUACUAAGUAUUACUCAUUUUCCAGGUCCCAUCUCCAUACCAACACCAGUUUUGCCAAGAAAACCUCGAAGACAGUCUUUGUUAGAAACUCAGGUAGCAGAAUCUGAAAAGGUAGAAAGUACUCCGAGACAAAGCACACCAAACCUACCUGAAGGUAUUGUUAAAUCUAGAAAACAAGAGGAACCACAGGUACAUCUCAUACGUGGUGGAGGUCUUAAGACUAUCAGUGCAACACGAUAUGAAACAAUAAUAGCCAUGACCAACCUUGCCGUAGUAAACUGUCAAAUAUAUGGAAGAAAUGCACUUAAUCUUAAGGGCUUUUUUAUCACAAAUUGUCCAGACUUAACGAUUUUGGCCUCCCAAUUGGUAUAUCUUAACUUAUCCUUCAAUGACAUCAGUUACUUCCCCACAGAAAUACUUUGUCUUAAAAAUUUACAAAUACUAUUACUAAGAAAUAAUCCUAUCAAAGAAAUCUCUUCUGAAAUUCAGCAACUUAAGCUCCUUAGAGUUUUCAGCAUUGCCUUUAAUUUGAUUACUACUCUUCCACCUGGGUUAUUUCUUUUGUCCCAUCUUGAGGAACUUGAUAUUUCCUACAAUGGUAUUGCUUCCAUUCCUAAUGAAAUCCAGAAACUCAGAUCACUUGAAAAACUGAAUGUCGAUGGGAAUGAACUGACAACUUUUCCAUCUGCAAUUUUGAAGCUUAACCUGAAAAAAAUCCUCUUUGAGAAUACUUUCACUCAUCCUAUGUUUUGGAAGGAGAAUUCUUUGAAUAGCCCACCAUCCCUUACUCAAAUUGCUUCUUUUUUCUUUUUAAAAAAUAAUCUACGUGAAUAUUAUAAUGUGAUCCCAGCGGAAAUUCUAAAGCUACUCAAAUGCACAUCUAGGUGUGAAUGGUGUCAAGGUCCCAUGUUCGGUGAAGGUUUUCGAGUCAUCCGAUCCUAUGACGGUUUUGGAACAACACACCUUCCUAUUUUGUUUCUUGUGUGUUCUUCUUCCUGCUAUAGAGAAGUAAAGGAACGCAGUUUUAUUUCAAGUAGUAUUCCUAGUGGAAAAAUAACUCUAAAUUCUGAGUUGAUAAGUCAGGCAAUGAUUUAGGAAUCCCACUUUAAAAGCCAUUAGAGUUUAUGUCUAUAGUAAUUAACUUCUUUGAGAGUACAGCUUCUUUCUUCUGUGGCUCCUCUUUGUAAUCUCAGCUCCUUAGGAAGUUUGCGACUGUUGGGGAAUGGUUGCAGAAUGAUUACUUAAGAAGGAUAAGUAAAAGGUCUUUGGAUUUCAGCGGAAAUCUAGAAAAUUUCUUUUAGAGCACAUUUGCUGUCGAAUGAGAAAUGAUGGAAAACUUUGCAAAAAAAGGAUUUACAUUACAACUGGCACUUUCAUGCAUCCAUUCCAAGUGAUAAGAUGGCAUUUCAAAGUCAUCAGUGGGGCUCCUGUCUCAGAUGAGUUCAAAGUCAUGUACCCAAGUUCUCUUUGUGAAUUUCUGUGGAAAUCCAUCCAGUGCCAACCAUCUCAAUUGUGGAUUGUUUUAGGGAAUAAAAGAUUCAUUCCAGUCCUAUAUUUAGUUGUUUGAAUUCAUUACCCAGGCUCUUAGAAAACUGGUACAAUCUCUCAGUUAUCCUGACCCUCAUCUCACAAAGCCUGACUCCAUAGACCGCUGCCAGCAUUCAACAGGCCUUCAAUGAGAGCCUGGCAAAAAAAUAAAGUAAAACUUACAAAAUUACAUUGCAGAGCAACAUACAAAUACAGUAGAA
This is a messenger RNA of Lontra canadensis (Northern American river otter), 2783 nucleotides long. RefSeq names its product leucine rich repeat containing 63 (gene LRRC63). The coding region runs from base 367 to 2130 and encodes 587 amino acids. The record is from RefSeq and is a predicted model, not a curated record. Gene Ontology annotation, molecular function: protein binding. Lineage: Eukaryota; Metazoa; Chordata; Mammalia; Carnivora; Mustelidae. The transcript is spliced from 10 exons.